Messenger RNA from Pyricularia grisea, 237 nucleotides. RefSeq lists its product as uncharacterized. The coding region runs from base 1 to 237 and encodes 78 amino acids. The transcript has a single exon. Lineage: Eukaryota; Fungi; Ascomycota; Sordariomycetes; Magnaporthales; Pyriculariaceae. The record is from RefSeq and is a predicted model, not a curated record.
AUGCACUUGCAGCGGCCAGGCUCCCGGUGUCCAAUCAGGGGGGCAGCACGGGCGUACCGAGGCGUCCACUCAGGGGCGAGACAGCAAUUGAGGAGACACAGGCACCUCCAACUUUGCGGACGUAAAGCAAAUGCCAUCCCCAAGCAGCCUAGUCAAAAUCUCGGGAGAAAGCCAUCAUUGGAUGAUUGUACCCAAAGAACUUGGCGAACUUUUGCUUCUUUCGAGCCAUCUUGCUAG